Stomoxys calcitrans (stable fly) is the source of this 653-nucleotide messenger RNA. RefSeq lists its product as uncharacterized. The record is from RefSeq and is a predicted model, not a curated record. Bases 177 to 407 code for a protein of 76 amino acids. NCBI's taxonomy places the organism in Eukaryota, Metazoa, Arthropoda, Insecta, Diptera, Muscidae. The transcript has 3 exons.
AAAACGGUUAUAAAAAAUAAUUCAAACGCGGAAAAAUAGGAAGAGAGUAAAUAAAAUUGCUCUAUACGAAAUACUACGUUUGUCAACAAAACGGGGAAAAGAAUUAUCCUUUUUUUUUGAGACGAUAAUUGUUUAGAGUGAAUUUAAGUGAGCGUUGGUAAACUCCAGCUAAAAUCAUGUUCAAAUUGGGAAUUUUCUUAUUGCCCUUUCUAGUGGUAGUUGUAUGCUUUCUUCGCUUAGUUAAUGCCACAGUCCAACCAAGGGCUCCUAAUUUCCAGUACUUUGAAAGACCCAAAUAUCGUUAUCCCUACUAUGAUGCCAAUGGACGUGGUAAAUUACUGUAUGGUUACGGUGGACCCGAUCUCUAUCAAUACAAAACAUAUACCCCACUGGAGGGCAUUCACUAGAACUCUUUAAAGUUAAUUACAUUUUUUAAUUUAUUAUAUAAGUUAUUUUUAAACAAAUAUGAAAAUAAUUUCAAUGCUAUUCAAAAACAAGUAAUAAGGCGUAAAGUUCGGCCGGGCCGAACUUUGGAUACCCACCACCUCGGGUGUAUAUGUGUAAAACACCUUUCGUCAAAAUUUGAUGAAAAAUGCAUACCUAAUGCCCCAUUGCAGCUAUAGCGAAAUAUGUUCCGAUUUGGACCAAAUACU